AUGAAUCAUUUAAGAGGUUUUGUUUUAAAGAAUAGAUCUUCAUUGGUUGGUCAACAAUCGCUGUUGAACGGUAGUGGUUUGGUACAAACAAAGAGAUUCUAUCAUGAACGUGUUUUAGAUCACUACAACAACCCAAGAAACAUUGGAUCGUUCGAUAAGAAAGACCCGAGCGUCGGUACUGCCACCGUUGGUGCACCGGCUUGUGGUGACGUCAUGAAGAUUCAGAUCAAGGUCAAAGACAACGUUAUUCAAGACGUCUGUUUCAAAACAUUCGGUUGUGGCUCUGCCAUCGCCAGUAGCUCGCUCGCUACCGAGUGGGUCAAGGGAAAGACAUUGGAUCAAUCUCUCGAAAUCAAAAACACAGACAUCGCCAAGCAUCUCUCAUUGCCACCAGUCAAAAUGCAUUGCUCAAUGCUUGCCGAGCAAGCUAUCAAGCAUGCCAUCUACGACUACAAGAUGAAACUCGAGAAACAAGCUACCUGUGAACAACCAGCUCCAUCCGAAACUCAACAAUAA
Molecule: messenger RNA, 516 nt
Organism: Heterostelium album PN500
Lineage: Eukaryota; Evosea; Eumycetozoa; Acytosteliales; Acytosteliaceae
Product: iron-sulfur cluster assembly scaffold protein
Exons: 1
Coding region: 1-516 (171 amino acids)
Biological process (GO): intracellular iron ion homeostasis; iron-sulfur cluster assembly
Cellular component (GO): mitochondrial matrix; cytoplasm
Molecular function (GO): ferrous iron binding; 2 iron, 2 sulfur cluster binding
Source: RefSeq, a predicted model, not a curated record